AUACAGUGGUGUGAAUUGCUUUCUUUUCACCUUGCUUCUAAUAAAUGCUGCUUAUUUUCUGAUGAUGUCUUCAGCCUGGCUUCUCUUUCUCUUUCUGCAGAAAAUAUACGCCGCUGAAGCUGUGGUACACUAUGAGCCAUCGUUGAUCUCAGUGCGCUCUGGAUCGAGUGUAACUCUGCAGUGCAGACUUGAUCAGAGGACCAGUUACAGUGCUAAGUCUUGGUACAUGCAGAAACUAGGACAGGAACCAAAGGAACUGGUAAUCCGGUUAGCUAAUAAAACGGAACCCAUAUACAGCACAGGUUCAAACAGACUAAACAUGAACGGCAAUUUUCUGACUAUUAAAAAGGCUAGUAAGGAGGAUGAAGGAAUCUACUUCUGUGGAGGGACUAAAACGAACAAUGUAGUGUUUUCAUCUGGCAUGUUCUUAACAGUGACAGGUCACCCUCAGUUCAGCAUCUCAGUUCUCCAAACUCCAGCAUCAGGAUUGGUUCCUCCAGGAGAAGCAGUGAAUCUGCAGUGUACUGUUACUCCUAAUGUCUCAGUAGCAGAACUGAGAGUGUCCUGGAUCAGAUCUGCUGCAGGAUCAUCCUUUCCUGAAAUCAUCUUCACUCAUCACAACAGCAGCAGCAGCAGCCGUCAGUGUGAGAUCAGCUCCUCUAAAGAUAACUGUUUCCACACUUUCUCCAAGAUCGUCCUCAACAAUGAGAACAACUCUGGGACGUACUACUGUGCUGUGGUGACCAGCAAUGAGAUUGUCUUUAGCGCUGGAGCAACAUUAGAUUUCAACAGGUCUGAUGAUCGCACUACGUUCAGUCUGGAAGUGGCUUUUGGUGUGUCUGUGAUUUGGAUCGUUGCUCAAGCUGUUCUAAUCUGUAAGAGGACUCAGUGCAAACACUGCAGGGGCCUACAGGAGAAGCCAGCUAGUCAGGGCCACUACACUUCCUCUAGACUGAGGCUGAAGCGAGGACGGUCUGAUGUGAACUCUAAAGUGCAAUACUCCACAUUUACUGAUCAUCAAACUCAUUAGCUUUUAUCAUUUCCAAUCUACAUCUAUAUACAUCUAUAAUCGUUCACUAUGACUGUGAUCAUUAAUUAACAAUCCUCCAUUAUACGAUAAAAUGUAAAUUCACAUCUCUUUAAAUCUUUUUUAAUUAAUGUUUUAUUUUGCUCUGUGACUGUGAGAAUAAAUAAUUCUGUGUGUGUUUUUAUUGCAAAUUCCCUCUUUUUGACCUCUACUGUUUCCAUUGGUGGAGAUCUGUAGUAAAGCUUCACACAGUGUUUAGGAAAAUAUAUCAUAGGUGUUGAAAGUGGGUGAGAGGAAACUGUUGAAUGUAGUUUCAGUUCUCUAAAGGAGAGAUGUGUGAAACUUCACUCAGUAGAAUUUUUCACACGUGAUAAACUAACAGACUGAUGGUGUGUGAUAAGAUUCAGCCCGUGUGGAAAUGUAGGUCUUUCUGAUGUAGUAUCUUUCAGAUUUAAUAUUGACUGCUUUUGUUGUUCAAAUAUUUAAAAACAAAUGUGAAUCUGUACUUUUACUAAUAAACAAUGUUCAGCUUUUACCUAUUAGACAGAGAGUAAAUGCAUAAGCUGAUAUUUCUAUUGUCUGGUUUUAUUAAAUAAACUUUCCUGUUUUGAUAAUA
Astyanax mexicanus (Mexican tetra) is the source of this 1643-nucleotide messenger RNA. RefSeq lists its product as uncharacterized. The coding region runs from base 62 to 1030 and encodes 322 amino acids. The record is from RefSeq and is a predicted model, not a curated record. Gene Ontology annotation, biological process: response to bacterium. Lineage: Eukaryota; Metazoa; Chordata; Actinopteri; Characiformes; Acestrorhamphidae. The transcript has 6 exons.